CUUUGAAAUAAAUAUUUUGCGAGUUGAAUCAUUUAUAUACAUGUUGUAUUUCGUUUUUGAAACAAUUCUUUUGUGAUAUUUGUUUACAGGGUAGAGAGGUAGGCAGAGCAGUUCGACAUUGCCCACAAUUAGAGAUGGAAGAUACAGAUCUACAACACUAUUUUAGUGUCUUACAGAAUCUGCUGUCAGAUCCUGCAUAUCUGUCUGCUAAUACUGCUGCGCAGAAUGCUAAAACGAAAUUAUUACAGCUUCAAAAUGAUACCUUAGUCAUUGGAAAAGACGAUGUCCUUAAUGUGCUGGAUGAUGUUCGUAAAACAGUUCAAGAUGCUAAAAGCAAAAAGUUACAACUUAUCCAACUUACAAAAAAGCAUAUCAGUGAUAUUGUCAAACGUGGAAAGGUGUCAAUGUCUCAGUUAGAUAAAGCAUAUAAAUCUGCAAUGGAUGAAAUAGAAAAGCAAGCAAAGAAAUCGAUUGAAGACGUACAAGCUGAAGGAGCAAAACAAAAAGAAGAUAUAGUGUCAGAAGGACAUACUGUUAAGAGAAAGUUAGUAGAUGCGACUGAUCAAGAAUUUAAAAGGUUGAAAACAGAGGCCACUGCAGUUAUUGCAUCAAAAGCUGGUGAAGUUGCAGAACAAAUAGCGGGAGCCAGAGAUGAAGUGUUAGAGCAGAUUGAGAAGACAAAAACAGAAAGCAAAGAAGAUAUAUACAACAAAUUAAAAAAUGAACUGAAGGACGAUUUGAUAGAUCUCUACAGGGAAAGGCACCAUACCCUACCGAUGUCACCUUUAAUGGAAGAAAAUGACACGCCUCUCCUUAAGUUUUACGUCAUGCCAGACAUAGAGUCAGUGGAAAUUCAGAGGGCGCGUGGAGGUGGCAAAGAAAUUAGAUCAAAGGUUACGUCAUUGCAUGAUGUUUUCUACAAGGAAAAAGAACCAUGUCGCAAAAUUUACCUUACUGCGGAUGCUGGGUUUGGGAAAACAGCAUUAAGUAAACGGCUCGUUUUAACGUGGUGUCAAGCCAAAAACUGUAUCCCAAACGAAGAUGAACAUUUUAAGAAGGAAGACAUUAGUACUAUGUCGAACUUUGACUUUGUGUUUUUGUUGUCCUUACGUGAUUGUUCCGAAGAAUGGGACAUUGAUGAGAUGAUCAAAAAACAAAUAAUUAAUGAUCUAGCACACACUAUUUCAACUAGUGAUUUUGAAAAAAUUCUUUCUGAGGAAAGGUGCCUGAUGAUAUUGGAUGGAUUGGACGAAUUCACACACCCAAAAAGUGACAUUCCACACAGGAAAGCUAGGAGGGAAUGUACAAUUCUCACAACAACUAGACCGUGGAAGUUGGGCGUUAGUAAGAUACGCUCAAGUGAAAUAGAGCGAAAGUUGGAACUUAUUGGACUUAGUGAAACAUCUGCUGAAAGUUUAAAGAGGACUGUGAUCUCACUGUUAUGUGGUAAAACUGACAUAGAAAAACACAUUCAAGACUUUGAUCUCGCUGUCAGUGAUAGAGGUAUUUCGGAUUUGGAAACUAUUCCGCUCUUACUGAUGUAUAUUUUGUGUUUAUGGUGUGAUGGAAUAGAGCUAGGAGCAUCUAGAACUGAGUUAUAUUGUCAGACUGUUGAACUGCUUCUUAAACGAACGUUUGAAAAAUAUCCCGACAUGCAACAGUCGCGCGAACAGUCCCAGAGUGAUAUCCCACAGUGUUUCAGUGAACAUGAACAUUGUAAGGAACACUACACAUUUCUGCAAGCUUUAGGACAAUUAGCAUUUGAAACGUUAUUCGGUGAAAACAAAGAAAGCACCCUUGUGUUUAGCCAGUCAAUGACAGAGAAAAAUCUAACCUCAGAGUAUUUGAAAUUAAGUCUUAACUCGGGAAUAUUAACACAAAGUAUAGAAAAGACACUAACAAAACAAAUUUCGAAAUUUUCUUUUUCGCACAAAACAGUGCACGAGUUUUUUUGUGCAUUGUACAUUAGCUGUCAAAGUGAAAGUGAUGUCAAAAACAUUGUUUUAAACAAAUGCAAAAGUUUGCAAAGUAUUCUUGACAUGUCGACAGUGCUUGUUUUCAUCAGCGGAAUGGUGAAUGUAGAAAUCAUUACUUCAAUAUCACAGGAAUUUCUUUCUGUUAUCAGCGAGGAUAAGAUAACGAGCGAAUACAGAUCCACGACUGACGGGAACUGUAAACCUCUGAAAGACAUACAAGACAUGUACAUUUCUUGUAUGAAAGAAAACACGAGCGAUAAGGAACUCAAACUUUUCUGUCAAGAUUUUUUCUUUAGUGAAGAUUGUAAAGAAGAAAAAUACUUUUCAUAUUUAGCACGGCUCGCGGUACAUAAUAAAAACAACAUGGCCUCAAUAAAUAUCGGCACUGCAUACAGUGGUCGUAGUUUACGUGAAAUUAUCGAUUGUUGUGAAUUGCACGAACUGUUCCAGAUCAAUAAAAUAUUCUACUUCGGUGAAGUAGAAAACGCACAGCUUCCUGUACUGUUGGACAAGUCGCCGAAAUGUGUCACUGUUAUAUCGCCUGAUCUACCUGGUUCUUGGAGCCGUGAAAUGUUGGAAACAUUACAGAAUAAUUCUCUGUUACAAGCAAUUCAUAUCCACAGUUUCAAGAUGAGCCACGAUGUACUGAAUGACUUUCUGAAUUAUAUUAUAAACAGAAAAACAAUGACGGAGAUUAGAUUGUGGGGCUUAUACUGUACCGAGCACGAGCGUUCGUGUACUUUCAGUUUAGAUUUUAGUCAGCAUUCAGAUCUAAGGGAGUUAGAAUUGAGCACGAUACCUGAAGUGUCACAAUUGAAAGUUAAUAGUCAAGUGAAACACGUGAGGUUGCAGGGUAUCAAUCUAGGUGAAAGGUCGCUGCCUCCUGAAAUGGCGAAUAUUGAAAGUGUUUAUUUGUGGGAGGUAAACAUGUCUGCUUCAACAUUGCGUGAUCUCGUUAAGGUAGUGGAGAAACUUUCACACAAAGUCACAGUAACAAUAGGCAGGUCGUGUGAGAUAGAACCGUGGUCAGAGUUUGAACACGUUAAACAAUAUAUACACUUAUCUCAGAAUUUCCGAGUUACGGAGGAUGAUAGCGUGGAGUUUGUGUUUGAAACAAAAGUUGAAAGUUAAGUUACUAAAUAAACUCAGACUUAUAGUGUAAAUAUUUUGUAAACAUUACUUUAAAAAUAUGUUACACAAAAUUUAACACAUGGCAUAUGACAUAUAUUUGUGUAUAUAAAUACACGCGUGUUAAAAUAGAUAGUGCCAACAAAAUUCUUGGAAAUGGAAGGAAAAUAUGGAUGUUCUAAUAUACAAGGAUUAU
Mercenaria mercenaria is the source of this 3300-nucleotide messenger RNA. RefSeq lists its product as uncharacterized. The transcript has 3 exons. Lineage: Eukaryota; Metazoa; Mollusca; Bivalvia; Venerida; Veneridae. Bases 135 to 3107 code for a protein of 990 amino acids. The record is from RefSeq and is a predicted model, not a curated record.